UUGAUUCUAAAAUCACCCUCCAUCGAAACGGUGCACAAAUAUGAAGCGAUGCGUAUCCGACACUACCAUUCGGUGAUUUCUGCACCUUCUAAAUUGAGAACUUUCGAGGCGUGUACACUCAUCCCACGUGGCACGAUUAACCAAUCGCGAGCUAUUGUGAGCGCACGCGACGGGCUAGCGUGAAUCGGAUGCAUGGCGGGAACGACUUCAACGUCUGAGCUCUAGUGCGAGGCAUCGCGGGCUGAACAGCAUGGGUAGGAUGGCGUAUAAAGGCCGAGCCUUGUUACUCGCAGCCUUUGUGUGUAUCUUGAGUGUCUUCAUCUUGUACACGGACUUUGCUUACAAAAGAACGAGCAAUAUGAUGGGCCCUUUGACUUCCGCGAGCAUCAUGCUCUUUGCUCAAAGCGCAUUGGCUUCAAAGUCCGAUAUUCGCUUCAACCACAUCCAGGUUAUCGGAACACACAACUCCUACCAUCGUGAGGUCUCACUUGCCGAGCGACCUGUAUUCGAGAAGUAUGUUCCGUCCCCAGAAGAUUACUACUAUUCGCACGCGGAGCUCGACAAUCAACUGGAAUACCAAUCUGUGCGCUCUUUGGAACUCGACCUACACUCAGAUGAGAAGGGCGGUUUAUACUACCCUCCCGUAAUAUGGACACUUUCAAACUUGACCAAUGCAAGCACACCUUACAACGGGGAUGUGCUGAAGAAGCCGGGCAUCAAGGUUUUCCACGUCACAGAUUUUGACCCUGACUCUGUCUGCCACACCUUCGUUGACUGCCUCAAGCAGUUGAAGAGCUGGUCGGAUGCGAAUCCCAGACACGUACCCAUUACCAUCGAUUUAGAGCUAAAGACAGAUGCGCCAGCAUGUCAACUAGGCGGUGCCUGCCCUGGUGAAGCGACAAACUGGACGCUUCCACGCCUCUUGAACGUCGACGCGGAAAUUCUCUCUGUUUUCCCCAAGGAACAGCUCAUUCGCCCCGACGACGUGCGUAAGAAUGGCCUCACCCUCGAACAGUCUGUCUUGCAGCAUGGGUGGCCGAAGCUAAAAGACGUGCGCGGUCGGCUGAUGUUCUUCUUCGACAACGAUCCGAAGCCCACUGAUCCCAAUUCGCCUCGUGAGCUCUACCUUACUGGUGCACCAUCACUUCAGAACCGUACUGUCUUCACCAACGCACUCGAAGGCUCACCCGAUGCUGCAUUCAUCAAGCACAACGAACCGCGUGGGAGUGACACCGCUGAGAUCCAGCGUCUUGUGAAGAAGGGAUACCUGAUCCGAACUCGUGCUGACGUGCCUCUCGAUACCAUCCUGAACCGCACUACGGAGAUGCGGGAAAGUGCUUUCGAGAGCGGUGCGCAGAUCGUCAGUACCGAUUUCCCAGCGUGGGGUAUGAGCAGUCGAUGGGGUUGGGACUAUGUGGCCAGGCUUCCUGGAGGAUUAGCUGCAAGGUGUAACCCUGUGACUGCACCAGAAGGAUGCAAGGAUAAAGAUCUUGAGUAGAUGAAGCGAGUGAGGUGAUACAUGUUGAACUAGGACUUGCCACAUUCUCUUCUCGUUGGUUUCCUCCGCGUGCUGCUAGGCUGAAGAAGAGGGCGUUGGACUUUGUGAUGGUAUACCCGCCGUAGUCGUCAACCUCAGCUGUUUACUUCACAGUCAAGAACACCCAAAGUCUCGACAACACAUCUGUCCAUUAAUCUAUCCACCCCAUCCCGCCCAACGCGGCCUUAAUCCUAUAUACCUCCCACACUCAGAAAAACCAAAGGAUUUCAAACAUACACACCUGGUAUCAAACGCAAAAG
Molecule: messenger RNA, 1797 nt
Organism: Alternaria alternata
Lineage: Eukaryota; Fungi; Ascomycota; Dothideomycetes; Pleosporales; Pleosporaceae
Exons: 4
Coding region: 251-1498 (415 amino acids)
Biological process (GO): lipid metabolic process
Molecular function (GO): phosphoric diester hydrolase activity
Source: RefSeq, a predicted model, not a curated record